This is a messenger RNA of Suillus paluster, 1296 nucleotides long. RefSeq lists its product as uncharacterized. The record is from RefSeq and is a predicted model, not a curated record. Lineage: Eukaryota; Fungi; Basidiomycota; Agaricomycetes; Boletales; Suillaceae. The coding region runs from base 1 to 1296 and encodes 431 amino acids. The transcript is spliced from 4 exons.
AUGGCAUGUCCAACUCGUACAGUAGUGAACCAGUCUGUUCUCUGCCAUCUAUGUCUGAAUUUAACUAACUAUCUACUCCAGGGUGAACUUGAACACUGGUCGCCUAAGGCUAGUUAUUGCCGCACGGAUCACAAGUUAUUCGUAAGACAACUGACUUGGAUCAAACAUCGCCAGGCUUGCAUUUGUCAUGUGGGUGACAGUAUUGUCCAUCAGCCCCACAUCGAAAUCACGGAGCUAGCAAGAAGCCUGGACGCCCACCACCAUAUAGGCCUGACACAAAAGUGCCCUAUACAUAUAGGAUCCUACUUGCACGUUCAUGAAGGCGAUCCAGCUAUUAAGAAUUUCGUGUCAAAACUGAAGCUUCAUCUGUUGUGUCAAAUCAUGAUGUCAAGAAAUGUCGCAGAGUCAGAUCAAGACACCAAUUCAAUCAUUCUGAAGGACAACCAAAUGUAUUGUCACAACACCACCAGGUUUAACUAUACUAUAUAUGAUGUUCAUCGAGCCCAGGACAUCAUCAACUGUAUGGGAUAUGACAUCAACCCACAGAAUUCCCACUGCAAUGUUAUGGUCCUUGGCGGCAAAAAUGAUAUAAUGGGCCCCCGAGGUCACAAAUUUAUUUACGCCAAGGUACUAGGUGUUUAUCAUACUAAUGUAAUUUUCAUUGGAAGUGGUAUGGUCAACUAUACACCGAUUCAAAUGGAGUUUCUCUGGGUUCGGUGGUAUCCAGUCUCUGCCUGGGACACUUCAACCAUGGAUUGUGUUAGAUUUCCACCCAUGGCUGAUGAGCACUCAUUUGACUUUCUGGAUCCAACUGAUGUCCUUAGGGGCUGUCAUAUUAUUCCUUCUUUUGCUGGCAAAAGAGAUGGCCUGAUGGAUCAGGUCUCUCAGCAUGUGCAGGAGAUAAGGAUGAUUGGCAUGCAUAUUACAUUAAUCGGUGAGUUAUGCUACCACUUCAUGCAUGACUUAUAUGUAGUUUUUUUUCAUACUUUUAGGUUUGUGGACCACAAUAUGCUGAUGUGGUUCCACUUUGGCCUUGGAGUUGGGCAUACUUACUCGCACUACCAUACCUCACAAGCUGAGUCUCAGGAUGAAUACCUCGCAGGCUUCGCACAUAAUGCCCAAGAUAUUGGAGAUGAAGAGGAAGUUGAAAGCCAUGAUGAAGAGGACGAGGAUGAGGAAGAGGAUUGUGAGCGGGAAAAUGGACCUGAGCAACAGUUCGGCUCCAGCAGUGAAUCGCUGUUAUCUGAGCUUCGCGAUAUGUACGAUAGUGACUUAGAACUAGAUUACGAGAACUAA